Molecule: messenger RNA, 3498 nt
Organism: Scleropages formosus (Asian bonytongue)
Lineage: Eukaryota; Metazoa; Chordata; Actinopteri; Osteoglossiformes; Osteoglossidae
Gene: fut8a
Product: fucosyltransferase 8a (alpha (1,6) fucosyltransferase)
Exons: 10
Coding region: 612-2357 (581 amino acids)
Biological process (GO): protein N-linked glycosylation
Cellular component (GO): Golgi cisterna membrane
Molecular function (GO): glycoprotein 6-alpha-L-fucosyltransferase activity; protein binding
Source: RefSeq, a predicted model, not a curated record
CGCUCCACCUGUGAGCCGUAUGUUGUACAGUGAAUGCGAAACCGCGUGCUGCUGGCGUCAGGCUCACAGCGUCAAAAGUGUCCCUCGUGGUGGAAACGACACGAGGAGAUGCGUUUUGAACGGGGGGGGAACGUCUCGGGGCCGCCGCUGUGCUGCGCCGGCGAGAAACGGACGCUCGCUGCUCUCUGACUGACUCCUCCCUGCCUGACCAUCUGUGACGGCGUUUGAGAUCAGGUGCGUUUUUCCGCGCGACGGUCGCCGGCUGCGAGGCGGGCCCCCGCGCGCACCACGCUGCACGCCCGGCUCGAGCAACGACGUCAGUCACGAGGCGAAAGAAGAAAUCUCAGGUACUAGUCCUCUACCGGGAAGCCACAGUCCCAUCGUUUGUGCUGUCAAAACAGGAGGAAAGGAGAGUAAGGAGGAGAAGAAGUGGACGUCAUUCACCUGCAGCGCAAGUGCUGGCGUAGUCCUCUGAAAGACCAUGCGCUAAUUCGACAGGAGGUGGAAGCCGAACCAAGCUAGACCCCUCUCCUUCCUGCCCUGACCCUGCUCCAUCUCCUCCGAGGUGGUGAUGAUGCCCCUGGGUGCCUUGUGACCAGGGGGUGGGAAAGAUGCGCCCGUGGACGGGCUCCUGGCGUUGGGUGAUGCUGGUCCUGCUGGCUUGGGGGACGCUUCUCUUCUACAUCGGCGGCCACCUGGUCCGUGACAGCGAGCACCCCGAGCGCUCCAGCCGAGAGCUCUCCAGGAUCCUGGCCAAGCUGGAGCGCCUCAAGCAGCAGAACGAGGACCUGCGGAGGAUGGCUGAAUCCCUCAGGAUACCGGAGGGACAGGUGGAUGUGGGACCGGCCGCAGCAGGGCGCCUUCGCACCUUAGAGGCGGAACUGACCCGAGCUAAGGAGCAGAUCGACAGCUUCCGCAGGCAGUCUGGAGGCGCGGGCCCAGGCAAAGAGCACGAGGUCCUGCGAAGGAAGGUGGAGAAUGGCGUUAAGGAGCUAUGGUACUUUGUGCGCAGCGAGGUGAAGAAGCUGAGCGGGGUGGAUCCAGCAGACCUGCAGAGGCACAGCGCUGUCCUGCUCGAGGACCUGGGCACCCAGCAGAGGUCCAUCGUGACGGACCUGUAUUACCUCAGCCGGGCGGAUGGUGCUGGAGACUGGAGGGAGAGGGAGGCGAAAGAGCUGUCGGAUCUGGUGCAGAACCGGAUCACCUUCCUGCAGAACCCACCGGACUGCAGCAAGGCACGGAAGCUCGUGUGCAAUAUCAACAAGGGCUGCGGCUACGGCUGCCAGCUACACCACGUGGUCUACUGCUUCAUGAUCGCCUAUGGCACGCAGCGCACCCUCAUCCUCGAGUCCCACAACUGGCGCUACGCCCCCGGGGGCUGGGAGACCGUCUUCCGGCCCGUCAGCGACACCUGCGUGGACCGGACGGGCGCCUCCACGGGGCACUGGUCAGGGGAGGACCACGACCGCGAUGUCCAGGUGGUGGAGCUGCCCAUCGUGGACAGCCUGCACCCUCGGCCACCUUACCUGCCCCUGGCGAUCCCCGAGGACCUGGCCGACCGCUUGCACCGUCUCCACGGCGACCCCUCCGUCUGGUGGGUCUCGCAGUUCGUCAAGUACCUGGUGCGCCCGCAGGCCUGGCUGGAGAAGGAGAUCCAGCAGACCACCGCCAAGCUGGGCUUCAAGCACCCCAUCGUUGGAGUGCAUGUGCGCCGCACUGAUAAGGUGGGCACGGAGGCGGCGUUCCACUCCAUCGAGGAGUACAUGGUGCACGUGGAGGAGCACUUCCAGACCCUGGCUCAGCGCAUGCCCGUGGACAAGAAGCGCGUCUACCUGGCCACAGACGACCCAUCUCUCCUGCAGGAGGCCAAAGCCAAGUACCAGGAUUACGAAUUCAUCAGCGACAACUCAAUCUCCUGGUCCGCCGGACUGCACAACCGCUACACGGAGAACUCCCUGAGGGGCGUGAUCCUGGACAUCCACUUCCUGUCCCAGACCAACUUCUUGGUCUGCACGUUCUCGUCUCAGGUGUGUCGCGUGGCCUACGAGAUCAUGCAGACGCUGCACCCAGAUGCCUCCUCCUUCUUCUACUCGCUCGACGACAUUUACUACUUCGGCGGCCAGAACGCCCACAACCAGAUAGCCAUAUACCCACACCAGCCGCGCAACGCCGACGACAUCCCGCUGGAGCCCGGAGAUGUCAUCGGGGUGGCCGGAAACCACUGGGACGGCUACUCCAAGGGCGUGAACCGGAAGACGGGCCGGACAGGCCUCUACCCAUCCUACAAAGUGAAGGAAAAAAUCGAGACAGUGAAAUACCCCACGUACCCCGAGGCAGACAAACUGCUGCAUCUUUAGGCAGCCGAGACACUUGAAUCCGGACAGGAAGGAGAGGGACUCAUAGGGGAGGAGGUUUGCACUGCGCUUGUGUGUGUGCGUGUGUGCGUGCGUGUGCGUGCACGCACGCGAGUGUGUGUUGACAGGGUGUCCUACUAGUCGUGGGACCCCGUCCAGGCUGCUUACUCCCCUGCAGUCCCUGACCCUGGUGCCCUCCAGCAACGCCAUCAGGGUUUUGAAAAAAACGAAUAAACAAGAGACGUGGAAAAUGGAGCGGACUGAUCUCUUGUUUAAUGAAGGGAUUGCUGUCACAACUGUUUUAUUUAACAAAGCAAACCAUCUGAUGAUGGGUGGGGGGGGGAUGCGCUCCCGACUGGAAAAUGACUUUCCAUCUUUUCGCGUGCUUUUCUUUGUUCCCGUGCUCGCCGACUGAAUCUUCCUACCCAGCCAGACUCAUCCCUUUCCUCUCGCCCUCUUCCCAGCCGCCGACAUUCACUCCGCCUUACCUCAGAGUCUUCAUCAAAACGUGUCCGUUCGCUCGCUAUUAAUUUAUACAGAAUCGUGUUUCCGGUAGGUGAUUUCAGCUUCUUGAUUUGGUGCAUUUCUGCGGGUGCGCGCGCGCGUAUGAGUCCCUACUACGGUGCCUACGGAAGGAAGUUGCUUCUCCUCUUCUUUGGUGGACUGAAAAGGAAGCAGCGCUGACAGUGAAGUUGACUUUACCGGACUCAACACGGUACCGCGCUCCCGCCCCGACUCUGGGCGCAGAGGACGACUGAACCGCACAGAAGGUGUUUUGUCAUACUUAAUUCUUUGUUCAUUCAUGUUUGUUUGUUUGUUUUGUUUUUUUUUUUAAUAUGCUGUACAAAUGGAAAAAAAACCACUGACAUUGAAAAUAAUGAUGACAAUAAAGAUGAUAACGGUCAUGAGAGGUUUUACUCAAUCGUAAAGAGAUUUUCAUAAUUUACAUAUCUGGGGGCUGUCUUUGAUAAGAGCCAAUGUAAAUAAACCUGAGAAACCAAUCCAGGGUGCAUGGUUUCACGGAUGGGAAAGUAAAGCAGCGCCCCAGCGACGCGCCCCAGCCAAAGGGGUGGGCGGUGGGUGGAGCCGCAGGGAGGAGCCGAGUCCCAGCAUGCUUAGCGGCAGCCUCGAGAGAACCGGACAG